This is a messenger RNA of Morchella importuna, 1560 nucleotides long. RefSeq lists its product as uncharacterized. Lineage: Eukaryota; Fungi; Ascomycota; Pezizomycetes; Pezizales; Morchellaceae. The record is from RefSeq and is a predicted model, not a curated record. The transcript has 3 exons. The coding region runs from base 1 to 1560 and encodes 519 amino acids. Gene Ontology annotation, molecular function: protein binding.
AUGUCAACAGACGUUAUUGUUCCUUGCCCAUCACACAAGGCCUCUCCAUUAGAGGGUCUACCAGUUGAACUUCUGUUCGAAGUCAUACCAUAUCUACAGCCGAGCUCCCUAUAUGCUCUUAUCAGCACGUGCAGAACUCUUUGCAAUACACUCCAGCAAUCCCUGUAUCACACGAUUGAUACUACCAAUACUACUGGCCGCAAGGUUACUUGGUCUGGUGAUAAUGGAUCAUAUCGCACUCGACAUAUCGACAAUAUUUUCCAUAGCGCCUGCCUUCGAAAUGAGUUUUCGAAGUUCAGAUGGGUCAGGGUGCUCGGGAUCACCGAUGAACUCUUAUUUAGAAGCUGCAUUGAUGAUCUCAACAACCAGCAGCUUGUUGCAUUCCGGAGGGCUUUACCGUAUAUGUCAGGUGUUCGGACCCUGAAAAUAUCAAUUAGAAACUGGCUUGAAGAAUUCAGAAUCAAUAGCUCUGCACCGGUGGAAGAUGUGCGUUUUGUUAUUUCAAAAUUGCCAUCACUUCGUUCCGUGGAGAUAUCCUCAAAAAGCUUGGAGUUUCUCACGGCAAUGUGUAAUUCAGAGGAGAUGAGGCAGGGAACCAUUUCAUCGAUCUCUGUUGAAACGGCCUGGAGCAGGAGUAAUCCUGAUUCAAUUGAGGCAUUCUAUGAUGUACUUGAGAGAAAUGGAAGAAAUCUUCGCACCCUCAAAAUUUCCGAUGAGUACACCGACAUUCUUGACGAAUACCCGCCCAACCGCCUUGAUGAUCACAGACUCUCUUUGGAGGGUCUAAGAUCUAUCGAACUUGUUGGGGGCCUCUUCUUCGUGCCUUCGAAUAUCAUCAACUACACUCACAUCGAUUCCUCUCCACCACCCCAAGAAUUCGAGGACCUUGCCAGUAGAACAGCCCUUCAAAGGCUCAAAAUACAAAGUGCAUUUCAGUAUCCUCAGGAAGAAUUUACCAAGAACUACAUUCCAGCCAAUAUCAAAUUUCACAAUCUCACAGUCCUCGAGUUGUGCGAUUCUCGAAACACUGAGUGGCAAGGCUUCGAUGUUGAGGGAGUCCAAUUGCUUCCCCGUGGUUAUCUUCACUCAGUAGUUGUUGCGAAUCCUCGUCUACGCGAAAUUAGUUGCCCUUGCAUUUCGGACGAAACCUUACGCGUCCUGGCUGAGCCAACCCGGGCCUCCAAUCUGGAGGCAUUGACGAUAUACUUUCCGUACUCGGGUGAUAUCGAAGUCCCUUAUACCGCCGCAGGAAUUGCCACUCUAUCGGCAUGCUCACGGCUAAAAACACUCCGCUUCCACAUCGGUGCUAUGAAGCCUCACCCCAAGGCAGUAGAAUCGCUGUUGAGAGGUAGUGAAAGACUGGAAGAAAUAACCGUUUUCCAUUCGUUACGGGCUGGCAACGGCUACAUAGAUGCGGAGCAGAAACCGAUAGAAGCGAUCAGGAGGGACAUUUUAAGUGCUCUUUUUGGACCUACGUUUUGUGAUAGAGAAUGGGGGCAAGAAGACUGGCAGAAAUGGGAUUCAGAUAAGGAUGACUGGUUGUAUAAUGGUAACGGUUAA